AUGGCUGAAUCCAAGGAGGACCUGGGAGCUGUAUUCACUAUACCUGACUUUUGGGAACCGUCGAGAUUCCUACAUCAAAUAGAUGAUGGCCCACAAGCUCAGAAUCCCUUCUUUUCUCCAGGGCUCAGAGAAGAUGUAAAAUCGGAGCUUGUCCAGCUUGGCCAAGUGUCAUUGGAGCAAAGUGGCUUCUUCAAGUUACCAUCUCAGCUUGAGCUUCAAGACAAGCCAGAGCCAGAAGUAACUGCGUCUACCAACAACAUCCAAGCCUCCACGGAAAGUCUAGCUGAUCCGGAAAUUGGCGAUGACAUCUGGGCACAUACCGAUGAACCAGAAGAGAAGACACCAGAACACAGGACUUGGGAUAGCUUCAUCUCCGGUACGCCGGCUGGCCAACAACAGCCUUUGGUGACGGAAGCUGGAGCCGCGGUCUACGAUGCCUUACUAGGUUGGUCCGUCGACCCUCUUGAACUAAAAAGCUCCGAUGUUCCUAUUGUCGAUAUCAAAGCCUACUUUUCUUCAUUGCUUGCUCUGGCUCUUGGUCAAGAAUCAAUCUUCUACGUCAAACAGGAGAAAGGCCGCUCUUUUGCACCGGCGAUUCCAAGCAUGCGGGUCACAGGGUAUUCCAAAGAUGUUCUCCAGGGCCUGGAAAAACAAUGUCACCGCUGCGGAUCAAUGCUGUUCGAAUUGCGAUCCUUUGUCAAUUCUACUUAUGUAAGGCGCACGUCCAAAUGCGGCGUUGCUUUGGCUGGUGUGCUUGAUCAAAUCCUUAAGGACGUUCAGCGACAUGUCGCUCUCCAUAGGCAGACACCGCGAUCGCUUUUGGAACUCCAAUCAACAGUCAAAGGAAUGCUUGCGAUUCUGAUACCAUUUCAAAGACUUGCUUCCAAAUUUCGCAAAGGUUACGAAGACCAACAUGUUCUCUCCCAGGUAUUCCAUGAAGCAUACUCAGUCGACUACGGUGAAGAACAACUCCGAGGUAUUAUGCGCGAAGUUUUACAGAGAGUCUCUUCGCCUUGGAUCGAGUUCCUGGAAGAAUGGAUCGGGACUAGGCAAGAAAAAGGGAUUCCCUUAACCAAAGCUAAUGUGGGAGCGAGCAAAGGUUUCGUCAAAGUCGAUACGGAGAAAUAUACGGACGAUUUCGGGCAGGAGGUUGAGGACAUUGACUUUCUCCUGGACGAGACCAAAAUGCCCCAUUUCAUGCCCUACGAUAUUGCCAAGUCUAUUUUUGAGACAGGCAAGAAUCUGCGGUUCAUUAGGGAGUGCCACCCUGAGCAUCCCUUGGCUUCAUCAGCUAUCAUCAGUGCGACCGAUCCCCCGAAGGUCAGCUGGCUUUACGACUGGAACGCCAUCGAGAACCUUGAGAAACGUGUAGCCAAGUAUCACGACGAUCUCUUAGGGGCAAUUCGCGACUGUUCGUUCCGGGACAGAGUCAACUCGGAAAGCAAUGGCCUUGCGAUUGAUUCUGAGAUCGCAAACCCGUUCUUUCGUGAAGACCCCAUGUCAGAAACAGCUGGAGGGCUCUUGAAUACUCUUACGGCACGUAUGGAUGAGCCCUUACCUGAUGAUGUGAGCAAAGAGGAUACGUUGAGUCAAAUCUUGCGUGAACGUCUUACCCAGUCUCCUACUCGCAAGUCCCAACCUCCUACCAAUGGCUUCGACUUCACGCCUCAUCCAUCGCUUCUUCCCGUGCUUUCGUUUGGGGGUAUUGCUUCCGCGCAAUCUGAGGUUGUUAAUCAGGAAAGUCUGAGGCUGCUGUUUAAUCACCAUGAUUUGCGUGGUCACCUGAAAAUGCACCGUGAUUUCCACCUCUUUGGUAGCGGCAUGUUCGUAAGCCGCCUGUCCCAUGCUCUAUUCGAUCCAGACCUGGAAACAGCCGAAAGGCAGGCUGGAGUUGCGAGGCAAGGAGGUGUCAUGGGCCUUCGCCUGGGAGGUCGAGAUACCUGGCCACCAGCGAGCUCGGAAUUACGUCUAGCUCUUAUGGGCGUUCUAGCCGAGAGCUUCGAUUCAGACAAUGAGUUCGCCAAGGAAAAGCUGGCUAGUAUAUCGAGGGAUGCAUCUGAGCUCCCAGGCGACAUGAGCUUUGCUGUUCGAGAUUUGUCGCAGGAAGAGAUCGACAAGUGCAUGAACCCAGACUCCUUGGAAGCUCUCGACUUUUUACGAUUGUCCUACAAGCCCCCUGCGGCAUUAUCCAGCAUCAUCACCCCUGUGAUUUUGACACAGUACGAUCGAGUCUUCAAGCUGUUGCUAAGAAUCAUGAGGAUGGUUUAUGUCGUCAACCAAUUGUUCUUAGAUGUCAAUGCUAGGACCAGUCGCUGGAACGACCCUGAGGACAUUUCCUACCGAUUCACUCGAGAGGCCCACCAUUUUGUCUCCGGGAUCACCUCAUUCUUCAUGGAUGCUGGGGUCGCCAUUCCUUGGGAGGCAUUCGAGGCUAAACUCGACAAAAUCGAAGCCGACUUGAAGAACCCCUCGACAGCCAAGGGUACAGCAGAUAAGGUUGAGAGUCCUGAUAGACUACGAGAGUUCCACUCCCGAGUACUUGAUCGAGUCAUGCUUUCUCUUUUUCUCCGGAAACGACAGCAGCCAGUGCUAAAUUUGCUCGAAGAAAUCUUUGGUGCAGUUCUGGAAUACGCCAAAUUUUCACGAUCCAAGGCUCUUGGAAAGAACCAGACCACCGACCCAAGAGAAUUGGAAGAAUUACAGCGUUUGUAUAGCAACUUCAAGAAGAAAGUGCAAAUCUUCAUGACUGUCUGCCGAGCCUUGACCGAAAAGAGCCGAUCAACAAGUAAUAAGGUCUCGGACGAUUUGGGGUUGAAACAAGAGGGUAUUGGUGAAGACCAUAUGGUCGCUCAAUUACUGUUAAAGCUCGAUAUGGGACACUAUUACACGAAACACUAG
Messenger RNA from Fusarium fujikuroi IMI 58289, 2898 nucleotides. RefSeq lists its product as uncharacterized. Gene Ontology annotation, biological process: microtubule nucleation; mitotic cell cycle; meiotic cell cycle. Bases 1 to 2898 code for a protein of 965 amino acids. Lineage: Eukaryota; Fungi; Ascomycota; Sordariomycetes; Hypocreales; Nectriaceae. The transcript has 2 exons. Gene Ontology annotation, cellular component: spindle pole; centrosome; equatorial microtubule organizing center. Gene Ontology annotation, molecular function: gamma-tubulin binding; microtubule minus-end binding. The record is from RefSeq and is a predicted model, not a curated record.